Mesocestoides corti is the source of this 2889-nucleotide messenger RNA. NCBI's taxonomy places the organism in Eukaryota, Metazoa, Platyhelminthes, Cestoda, Cyclophyllidea, Mesocestoididae. The record is from the annotation of a GenBank genome assembly.
AUGAAGCUGUUAAAUGGCUUGAUUAAGACAAUUUCUAACCAAAACUUGAGUAUAAUCUUCGUGGCGCAAGUUAUCUUCCGGUCUGCUAUAUCGCCAUGGGACCCUGGCAUCAGUUAUGUAGAUGGGUUGCGCAGCAACUUAAAUGCCAGCUUCGAAAUCCUCCGAAUCAUAGAGUCCACUAGUUUGUCUGCCGAUGAGAUGUCAAAUUUUGGUGAUCGCAAGUGCAAAAAAAGAAACAAGUCAAGGGACUUGCAGUCAAUGUGCUUGAGGGUCAAGGAGAUCUUGGGUGCUGAUGAAAGUGCUAAUCCUGCGGCCACUCAGGCCCCACUGUCACGGAUAAUCGCCUUACCCAAUCCUUCCCUUCCUGUUUAUGAUUGCGCUGUACUUUCCCCGGCAUUGAUUUGGAAUAAUCAAUUGAGCCUCUUCCAACUAGAUGAUCUUGAUUUGACAGAUCGACUUUGUUUAAUUGAAAGUCAGGACCUUCUUGAUGUUCUUUUCGGCCUUCCGCGUCGUCACACAGGCAUGUCAAAACUAAAUUUCCGCAAUCUUCCCGUUGUAAGCGCAUUUGCCACCACCUUGAUUCUUCGAGAUUUUUAUCCGGAGUACAUCCAUCGCCUCCGAGAGAGGCUCAUGGAGGCGUUUCCGGAGUCGCGUUUCGUGGAGCAGGACAGCAGUCGAACAACCCACGAGCCCCCCGACAACCUCCUCGGAAAGGGCUCUGAACCGCGCGUGUUCGUUGUUCACUAUCGCGGGCACAAUCUCCUCGUUCAGUACGCCCCCUUCUUUGUCGUCUACACAUUCCUCCUUUUGUAUGUCUGCCUCUCAGUCAGCAAGAUCGACAUGGUCAAGUCGAAGUUGGGUCUGGCGGUCAGCGCGUGCUUCACGGUUGUCGCGUCGCUCGGGAUGUCGAUGAGUCUGUGUGUCGCCGUCGGUCUCAUGUCUCCUGCUCUUCGGGGAAGGGAAUUCUUCCCCUACCUGGUGGUGCUGAUUGGCUUCGAGAACAUUCUGGUCAUCACCAAGUCCGUCGUCUCCACACCGAUUGACCUGCCUGUCAAACACCGCGUUGCACAGGGCACGUUUUAUGCAUUUCAUGACGCUACUGGUGUUUUCCACCUUCUAGGCCUGGCCAAAGAGGGCUGGCCAAUCACCAAAAACCUGUUCUGUGAGUUCGUGUGCACUGCGCUCGGCUUUCUCACCUUCGAUUCGGCAAUCCAGGAGUUUUGUCUCAUCGCAAUGAUCAGCCUCACCACGGACUUCUUCCUUCAAAUGUUCUUCUUCGUCACCGUCCUCGCCAUCGACAUUCGACGCAUGGAGCUCUCGGACCUUCAGCGCCACGUGGAGUUGUCCUCUGCGAGGGUGGAACCGGAAGCACCGCGACACGGUCGCGAGGGCGUCGCGUGCCACGCCGGCGGUGGGCCGGUGGCCUGUCGCUCCGUCUCCGCCACUUGCUCUUCACUCCCGCAAACCGACUGCCACCGACGCGCCAAAUCACCCAACCCCCCGACCAGUCAGACCUUCUCUGGCCACCGGCGUGUUCGUUCUGACGUGUCGGCGGCUGCCUACACGACACUCGGCGCCAAUUCGGGCGGACGUGCUGUGUCGUUGAGGGAGCGCUUUUGGAUGUACGCUGCGAACCGUCGCGUUGUUCAGGACGUCGGAGUAGCGGUGAUACUGGUGUGGCUCGUGGUAUUCCUCUGCUACGCGUUCAUUCCGACCUCGUUGUCUGGCCGAAACGGCGGCUUGGGUGACGGGGCGUCGGCGGCGCACCACCGCAACCGGCUGGCGGACGACCGGCGUGGGGGCGUUUUCCCGUCGCCGGAUUCCAAAGAUGGCUUCGUCGACGAGCAGCUCUACGGCAUGCGCUCCAUCAACCGCCACGGCUUCGAGUUGCGCUGGGACGCGGAGACUCUAUGGCGCCACGUGGCCUUCUCAGCGUGGCCUGCCAUAGCCGAGGUCUACAACUUCUCUCUGGCUGAUCGUCGGCUGGUGGUGUUCGAGCCGAUUCAUGUUGUGCAGCGUGUCCAUCCCAAGCAGGCCAUGCACCUUCGGCCGCCGGCCUACACCCCUUCCAGAUCGGCUGAGGCCUUUCGUGAAGGCGGAUACGCCGAAUCAUCCGGCUUCUCAGCACCGCCAAGUUCAACUGCAGAGGAGCAGGACUUUGAGGGCGACCGAACGUGGUGGUCGCACGUGCUUGCCUUCGGUCACAAGGAGGCCCUAGCGGCACUCGGCCUAUCGUGGAGCGACCUGCUUCUGGACUGGACAGCGCGCUUCUGGUCCACUGCGCAGAUGGUCACAGCCACCCUCCUCGGUGCCAGCUUCUUCUUCACCCUGACCGCGGUCGGCAUGCUGCUCGUGCACAAUUCCAAGCCAAACGCCUGCAGGGAGCCGGUUGUGCGUGUUAUGCAAAUGAGCAUCCCCCUGUACGACAAGGAGCUCUUGAACAACGACUGGAUCCUCGCGUGUGGAGCUCUUGAUGAAAACUGCGGAGAUGCUGCCUUGUUGUGGAACACCAGCGCCACCUUCAACCCGUCUAGCUUGAACAGACGUCGACACAGUGGCGAGUCCGCCAACGGCCUCGUCGCUGCUGCCUUCUGCGGUUUGGGCGGCGACGCCGUGCUCAUUCGAAGCAUCCGUCUGUGGAGUUGCGAAUGCGGCCACCUGGUGUCUACCCUUGAUAGAUUCUCUUCAGACUCCUGUCAGCGCCGGGGUGUGUGUUUGAACAGUCAGGAUCGCUCGCGUCGCUACAGCGCCGUCUGGUCCAUGAAGAUGCUCCCCUCCACCGGACACCUCGUUGUUGGCUGCUCCAACGCCACUAUUGAGGUAGGCUCUUCUCGGUUCCCUCAGGCUUAUGACCUUAUUUGCACAGAUUUUCUUCUGCAAAUUUAUUGA